AGAGCGAUUUGGCCCAAGAUGGCAUCGAACCCGGCGCUUGCCUGUCUAGACAUGACGUCACGGGAUGCGUUGCCUGGUGGUCGCUCGCCUGCUGGGGGCUUUGGCGGGAAGCUUGAAGCCGUCGCCGGUCGGCACGUCCAGCGGGGCAGCUACGGCUGCCCCGCAAGAGUUUUGGACAUGGCUGAUGGAAGUGGGCGUCCUGAACGAGAGCUACGUGAGCUGGAUCAAUUGCCAAGGGCAUCCAUGGGACAGGUUUAGGGCAUUACUUGUGUCUCACUUGGAGGAAGGCGGUUGGAACUAUGGCGAGCCGGAAGCUUGGGUGUCAGCACCUGGGCAUUGGACCCUAAUCAAGGAGGCAGAGAUGAUUGUUGAGCUUUGGAGGCAGCGCGACCUCAAAAUACAGGUUGAGAACAUCUCGCUUGCAGAGCACAUGGCCAUGCCCAAGCGAGCAGCCACUCGAGCGCCAUCUGGGGUGGUGCGAGGAGACACUGUGGCCUGGAUCAUCGCGGACCAUUUGCAUCACAUGAAGAAUCCGGGCCUGCGAUCUGAAUCCUUCGCCGGCAGCUGCCUGCAAGGCGUGCUGGCGGCCCUGGGGGUUUUUGCCCGGGCGCUGCACGUGCUGGGGAAGAGCGAAAUUUGGACGGCGGGGUCUGAGGACGGGUUUCUGCUCUGGCGAGUGGAGAUGGGGUUCCUGGUGGCCGGCAUGCUGCUGGGCGAGGGUUUGAGCUUGUUCGAUCUCACGGCGGCACCUGGCUGGCCGGGAUUGAACACUCGCUUCUUCGAACAGCUCUUGCACCAGCCGGCUGAAGGGGACGGAGGGGAGCUGAAUUUGCCCAAAGAGACGGCUGUGCUGGGCCUGCCGCGCCGGGUGGGGGAUCCAAUUCCCGAGAAGAUGCCCACAGCGGAGCGGUAUCAUGCGGCCACGGAUCCCGCGGGCGCCACCUCCUGGGGCAAGAGCCUGGCGGCGCAGAUGGCCGCCAGGGGCCAGGUGCUGAGGCUGGCUACGGAGGUGCUCCCACCGGGGCAUCCUUUCCCAUGGAAGGAGCUGGGCCUGCCUUACCGGGUUCCGGACCGUGAGCAGGCGAGGCGGCUGUUCCUGCCGGGCUGGCGCCGGAAAAUACGGAUGCUGGCCAUCCUCGCGUACCAUGGCGCACUUGAUCUUGAAAUUCCGGAGCUUCUAUUGCAUCUUUUUGCCCGGUGGUUUCAUGCGCGCUUUGUCCUCAGUGGUGCGAACACGCAGCACAUCUGUCGCAACACCGAGGGCUCAAGGACGUUGGCCACGCUCUGCCCCGAGCGGCCGGAAGCCCGGCACUUCAAGCGCCCCUUCGAAGGACCGAGCUGGAAGCGGAAGUGGGGCCGCGCGAAGAUGUCGGGGAAACGGCGGCAUUUGUUGGAAGGGCGGGGCACGAUCCAUCCCAACGACCCGCGUUUACAGUUUCGGUCCCGCAGCGCGGCCAAAAAUCCAGACCUCAUCACAGUCAGCGGUUGGAUAGACGCCAUCCACCUGACGCAACGCUUUCCAGGUGUUCCCUUGGUGAUGUAUUUCGGCCCCCCUGUCAUGCUGGUGGUUGCGGAGGAUGUGCUGGAAGGCAACAGGGCGCUGGUAGACGUCUUUUGGCAGCGAGUCAGAGGUCUGACAAAGAAGGCAGUUCUUGGUCAGAUGUUUAUUGCAGCAGAGUCCCUGUUUCGUGCUGAGCAAUUCUUCUGGCAGACUGGGGUCGAGGUUCCGUUUCUUCGUCCCAUGUCGACUUGGGUGAAUGCUUCCUAUACCCCGAAAAACCGACGACAUGCUGGGGCAGAAGUCUUGGUCCACAAUCGUGGCCGCCUGAAAUAUGAAACUGCCUUCCUGGAGUCGUUGCAGCUGAUGGCAGGAAUCAAUUUCCCAUAUACCAUCGUGCCGCAAGGUGGCCGGAUCAUACCUUUCAGAGAGAUGGCCAGUUUUCAUGCUGUCGUGAUCGUCCCCUGGUCCCCAGAGCUUUGCAUGUUGAGGCACCUCUUCAAGAUGUGGAUGCCUUUGCUGGUCCCAGAGCCAUCAUUACUGCGGAACCUAGUGCAUGUGGCCAACAUGCGGCUCUUGCCUUAUCCCUACAAUGCCUUCGACCCCCACAGCAACCGGGCGUAUGUGGAAUCCAUCCAUCCUUUCGAUCCGUUCCUGGACACCGCAAAGCCCCCUGCAGACGUGCGCGGGGUGAAGGCCCGCGCCUAUUGGGCGGAGUACUCGGAGUAUCUCUUGCUCCCGGAGCUGCUGCGUUUUGCCUCCUCGGCUGAUCUGCUGGCGCGGCUGAACGCCAUGGAGGGCCACAAGGUCUCGCAGAGGAUGCGAGCCGCAUAUCGCAACGACAUGCAGGAGAUGAUGAGCUUUUGGCAGGAGCUCUUGCCAGUGAUGCUCACAAAAAGACAAGUCUGGACAGAUGGUUUUAAGCUUUUCGCAUUUGCAUCGGCACAUGAAAGCAUAGAGGGUUGCGUGAUCUGA
Messenger RNA from Effrenium voratum, 2473 nucleotides. The record is from the annotation of a GenBank genome assembly. Lineage: Eukaryota; Dinophyceae; Suessiales; Symbiodiniaceae.